AUGACCGCCGCCAAACUACCAUCCCCCUCCACCCGUCGGCCCGUCGGUCUCACCGCCGCAGCAUUUUCUGGAGGCCAGGCCAAGCAAGGCGUCGACCGCGGCCCCGCCGCCCUCCUCGCCGGCGGCCUCCUCUCCCAACUCCGCCACGACCUCGGCCUCUCCGUACACUGGGACGGACAGUUCCACGACUAUUCCAGCCUCAUCCCGGACAACGAUCCAGACGUGCGCGGCAUGCACCGGCCGCGCGCCGUGUCGGCCGCGACGCGCGCGCUCAGCGCCCAGGUGCACGCGCACGUUUUGGGCGGCCGCGUCGCGCUGACGCUGGGCGGCGACCACUCGAUCGGGAUGGGGACGGUGUCGGGGGUGGCGCGAGCGGUGAGCGAGGGGACGUUCGGCGCGGGGAAAGAGUUGGGCGUGGUGUGGGUGGAUGCGCACGGCGAUAUCAACACGCCGGCGACGUCGGCGAGCGGGAAUGUGCACGGGAUGCCUUUGGCGUUCCUGCUCGGGCUGGUCGAGAAGACAGGGGAGGAGGGGGAGGAGGAGGAGGACGUGUUUGGGUGGAUGGGGCAGGAGCAUCGCGUCAGUCCGCGGAAGCUGGUGUAUAUCGGGUUGCGCGAUCUGGACGAGGCGGAGAAGCGGGCUAUCCGGGAGAAUGGGAUCAAAGCGUAUACGAUGAGGGAUGUGGAGAGGUACGGGAUUGGAGAAGUCAUGGAGAGGGCGCUGGCAUGGCUGGGGCACGACACGCCUAUCCACUUGUCGUUUGACAUUGACAGCUUGGAUCCCUCGUUUGCGCCCAGCACCGGCUUUCCAGUGUGGGAAGGCCUGACGCUGCGCGAGGGAAACUUCAUCGCCGAAACUAUCGCCGCGACAGGCAACUUGGUUGGCCUUGAUUUGGUUGAGAUUAACCCGACCAUUGCUCCAGAGGCUCCAAAGAAGCCCCCAAGCCGCAUUUUCGAUUGA
Messenger RNA from Lasiodiplodia theobromae, 960 nucleotides. RefSeq names its product Arginase protein. The record is from RefSeq and is a predicted model, not a curated record. Lineage: Eukaryota; Fungi; Ascomycota; Dothideomycetes; Botryosphaeriales; Botryosphaeriaceae. Gene Ontology annotation, cellular component: cytoplasm; cytosol; nucleus. The transcript has 4 exons. The coding region runs from base 1 to 960 and encodes 319 amino acids. Gene Ontology annotation, molecular function: manganese ion binding; arginase activity.